ACUUGGGCGCUUCUUUGCCUCCUGUUUCAGCUGUGGUUGCAGCUGCUGUGCUGACUCAUGCACUAGCAGCCAGCAGGAGCAGAAGCCCGAGCAUGGGUUUUCUAGGAGCUGUGGCCAACUGGGGGCUUCUGGAUUACAAAACAGAAAAGUAUGUGCUGACCAGGAACUGGCGAGUGGGUGCCUUGCAAAGGCUGUUCCAGCUCGGAGUCGUGACCUAUGUGGUGGGGUGGGCUCUCAUUGCCAAAAAAGGCUACCAGGAAUGGGACCUGGACCCUCAGAUUUCUGUCAUCACUAAACUCAAAGGGGUUUCUGUGACUCAGAUCAAGGAGCUAGGGAACCGGCUGUGGGAUGUGGCUGACUUCGUGAAGCCGCCGCAGGGAGAGAACGUGUUCUUCUUGGUGACCAAUUUCCUUGUGACACCAACUCAAGUUCAGGGCAGAUGUGCAGAGCACCCUUCUGUCCCACUGGCUAACUGCUGGGCUGACGAGGACUGCCCUGAAGGGGAGACCGGAACACACAGCCACGGUAACUGCAUAAAAACAGGUCAGUGUGUGGUGUUCAACGGCACCCAUAGGACCUGUGAGAUCCAGAGCUGGUGUCCAGUGGAGAAUGGCACUGUGUCUACCACGAGGCCCCUGCUGAUCCAGGCUGAGAAUUUCACGCUGCUCAUCAAAAACACCGUUACUUUCAGCAAGUUCAACUUCUCCAAAACCAAUUCUUUAGACACCUGGGAUGCUACCUAUUUCAAGCAGUGUCGCUAUGAUCCACUCUCCAGCCCUUACUGCCCUGUAUUCCGCAUCGGGGACCUUGUGACUGCAGCUGGAGGGGACUUUGAGGACCUAGCACUGACGGGUGGUGCUGUGAGCAUCCGUGUCCACUGGGAUUGUGAUCUGGACACUGGGGGCUCUGACUGCUGGCCACACUACUCCUUCCAGUUGCAGGAGAGGAGCUACAACUUCAGGACGGCCAGCCACUGGUGGGAGGCUCCAGGCGUGGAAGCUCGCAGUCUGCUUAAGCUCUACGGGAUCCGCUUUGACAUCCUUGUCACUGGGCAGGCAGGAAAGUUCGGGCUCAUCCCCACGGCCAUCACAGUGGGCACUGGAGCAGCUUGGCUGGGUGUGAUCACCUUCCUCUGUGAUCUGCUGCUGCUGUAUGUGGACAGAGAAGCCCAUUUCUACUGGAGGACAAAGUAUGAGGAGGCAAAAGCCCCAAAGGCGACUGCUAACCUUUCAUGGACCAAGCCGGUUUUCACACCCACAACAAGUCCAGCUUUCCAGGUGCCUUAGAUGGUGCCACCACCUGUCCUCACAACCUCUGUUUCUCGGUGCCUGACUUCAGUUCAAGGGUGCUCCUGUCUGGGCUUCAGCACCCACUUGCUGGCCUAUUCCUGAGGUCUAUAGCCACUCCAUGUUUAUUGGGGUUUGGGGAAUGGGGAUGGAAAAGGGUAGGGAUCUUGGCUUAGGAACCUCAAGGAUAGAGCCCUCAAAGGACUGGGAUAAGAGUUGGAGGGAGAACUCUGCCCUUGAACUCCCAGGAAGACUGUCUCUCCUGGGUCUAGCCUUGGCAAGGUACUAUCUUGGAAGAUACAGAAACCAGUUUUGUGGCACAACAUGAGCUAUGGAGGUGAGUGAGCAGAGGCACCUGAUUGCACCACAGUAGUGUUCAGCCUGUGAAUUCCUGCCCUUCCCUGUGACAGCUCUUGGCUGUUACACAGUUGAGACAGAGAGGUAUGGGCCUCAGUUGGUGGUCUUGAGUCUUCUGGUGUCUUCUCUAUACUUCCUCGUAGUUCUUCCAGCCUAACCCCCUGGAAACUGACCACUAGGCUUCCUGAAGGCCCCAGGAUAGAAAGCCCAAACAUCUGGAACUUACUGCCUCCUAAGUCAUACCUCUCUGGGUCCUCUAGGGACCUCUCUGACUAUGCAGCCUAACCUGAGGCACACCAGAGACCCUGAUCUUGAUCUUAGGCAGAGUUCAGUGGCUACAAGGAAUGUCUCUAAUAAAGGAUACUGAGGUUCCUCUGAA
Messenger RNA from Cavia porcellus (domestic guinea pig), 2022 nucleotides. It is a transcript of the gene P2rx6, whose product is annotated as purinergic receptor P2X 6. Gene Ontology annotation, biological process: response to ATP; calcium ion transmembrane transport. Bases 93 to 1286 code for a protein of 397 amino acids. The record is from RefSeq and is a predicted model, not a curated record. Gene Ontology annotation, molecular function: extracellularly ATP-gated monoatomic cation channel activity; ATP binding; purinergic nucleotide receptor activity. NCBI's taxonomy places the organism in Eukaryota, Metazoa, Chordata, Mammalia, Rodentia, Caviidae. Gene Ontology annotation, cellular component: nuclear inner membrane; plasma membrane; cell junction. The transcript has 12 exons.